This is a messenger RNA of Hordeum vulgare subsp. vulgare (domesticated barley), 3664 nucleotides long. Its product is annotated as subtilisin-like protease. Lineage: Eukaryota; Viridiplantae; Streptophyta; Magnoliopsida; Poales; Poaceae. The transcript has a single exon. Gene Ontology annotation, molecular function: serine-type endopeptidase activity. Bases 1257 to 3488 code for a protein of 743 amino acids. Gene Ontology annotation, biological process: proteolysis. The record is from RefSeq and is a predicted model, not a curated record.
UCCCCUUCCUUCCUUCUCCUUCGAGUGGAUCUCCAGCGCGGGCCAUGGAUGGAGAUGGCGACCUCAACGCCGCAAGGGGCGGAAGGGGAAGCGCGGGCCGGAGGCGUUGGGGCCCAAGUACGAGGCAGCCGCGGGCGGGAGUCGACGAGCGGCGCCCCGGCCCGAAGGUCGCGGCAGGAGUUGGUCGCCGAGGGCCGGAGGCAGAGCGCAUGGGGUCGGCAGGCGCAGCGCCGGCGUGUUGGUGGAGUACGGGAGGCGGGUUGUGCAGCGGAGAGGAGGCGCCGGCCGCUUCCGCGCUACGAAGGCGACGAUGUGCUACUUUUAAUUUAAUUUAACUGAAAUCGAAACCAGGCUAGCUCAACCCUCAACUCGACACGUAGCGUCGUCCUCUCGGCCACUUCCACCACCACGAGCGUAGCUCCCUCUUUUUUCAUAGAUGGAAUCAUGGAGGCUCAACCUCUCUUUCUUGCGGUGCACCACCACCACCACUGCCAGUCCUCUCUCCCUCUCGGUCACUUCUCUGCUCACCAUUUCCCCAUCUGCUCUGCAAGCUGGGUGCUGACGCGGUCGAACCUUUGUUUGGAGGCUUUCUCUCCACCGGCGCAAGCUCGACACACACCAGAGUCUAUGAAGGAUAUAUAGCCUUGUUUGCUUUCCAGGGACUAGCAGAUAUGAUGAUCGAAACUCUUACCUUAGCUUUCUGUCUCUACUAUCCCCUGAUGUGAUUAGAUACAACCAGUAUUCGGUGGAACUCUGUGGCGUCGCAGUGCAGGAAGCUUUUUCGUUUGGAAUAUUUCUCCCAGCCACCCCACAGACGACACGACCCUCUUCGUAGCCAUAUAUCUCAAGGACGAACCAGACUCAACAAUCUGAUUUGACUCACGUAUAGGCACAGGAGCAUCUAGGACGUGCAAGGUUCAGCAUACAGCAUUUAACGUUGAGGCCCCAAAGCCAUUGUUGUGCUCUGCUCAUCUUUCUUUCUCUCACAAAUCCAACCGAGGUAGAGUGGGCGAAAGAGGAAGAAACAGAGUCAAGAGGAAGAUCCUGUGCUCCUUUGAUUUCUUCCUCACCGUUGCUUCCACCCACCACCCCGUCGUCCUCUCUCCAUCUCGGUUCCUUCCUUCCACCACCACCACCACCUCUCCUCACACUGUCAUACAGCAGACAAGCACCCAACAUCACCACCCCUCUUCACACGCCAAGCUCACGCACAUUGCCGUCGCCCCCAGCUUCCUUUCGGAAUCGCAGCUCAAGCCAUGGCAUCCUUCGCCAACCUCCUGAUCUCACUUUUCUCGCUCACCCUUAUGCUCCUGCAUGCUCCUGCACCUGCGGUAUGUGACGACCUAGGUGCAGGCCUCUCUCCAAGCCAUCAGACAUAUAUUGUGCUGUUGAGGCCACCUGUCGACGCCGGAAGCGAUGAAGACCACCGCUGGUGGCAGGCUUCCUUCCUGCCAACGCCUCUCGCGGGCUCCAAUGAGCCACGACUCAUCCAUACAUACACCGACGUCUUCACCGGGUUUGCCGCCAGGCUCACUGAAGCCGAGCUCGCCCUUGUGUCCAAGAGGGCAGAGUUUGUGCGGGCGUUUCCAAACCAGCUCUGGCACCCCACCACCACUCACACUCAAGAAUUUCUUGGGCUCAAGAGGGAUGCCGGGUUGUGGAGAGACACCAACUAUGGCAAGGGAGUCAUCAUCGGUGUAGUCGACACCGGCAUCUAUGCGGCCCAUCCUUCCUUUGGUGACAGUGGCAUCCCGCCACCCCCAUCAAAGUGGAAGGGUUCAUGCCAUGGCACUGCUGCUGCCCACUGUAAUAACAAAAUUAUUGGUGCCAAAUUCAUCACCGUCAACGACUCCGGAGAUGUCAUAGGGCAUGGGACGCAUACCUCGUCCACCGCUGCUGGGAACUUCGUCCGCGGUGCCUCAGCCCACGGCCUCGGCAGGGGCACAGCAGCCGGGACUGCUCCAGGUGCACACCUGGCCAUGUACAGCAUGUGUACGCUUCGUGGGUGUGACUCCGCUGACAUAGUAGCCGGGAUAGACGAAGCCAUCAAGGAUGGGGUUGAUGUGCUCUCACUCUCCCUCGCCCCUGUUUUUGAUGUUGAGUUCAGUCGAGACCCGGUCGUCAUUGGGGCACUCAGUGCGGUAGCAAAGGGCAUUGUUGUCGUGGCUGCAGCUGGCAAUAACGGACCCAAGUCUUUUAUUGCUAAUUCUGCACCAUGGUUGCUCACAGUCGCAGCUGGCUCGGUGGACCGAAGCUUCGAGGCUGUUGUGCAGCUUGGGAAUGGCAAUCGCAUCAAUGGAGAAGCUUUUAACCAGAUUUCAAACUCAAGCUUCAAGCCCAAGCCCUGUCCUCUCUAUUUGAACAAACAUUGCAAGUCGCCGCCUGGAAGAAAUGUGGCCGGCAAAAUUAUGAUUUGCCAUAGCACAGGACCAAUGAAUGACACCGGGCUGUCAGUCAACAAAUCUGACAUCAGUGGCAUCAUGAGUGCCGGGGCGGCUGGUGUAGUUCUGGUCAACAGGAAAACUGCUGGUUUCACCACUCUUCUCAAGGACUAUGGCAAUGUUGUGCAGGUGACCGUGGCCGAUGGCAAAAAUAUCAUAGAGUAUGUGAGGACAACAAGCAAAGCUAGUGCCGAAGUCAUAUACAAGAACACUGUGCUUGGUGUCCGUCCAUCUCCCACUGUCGCAGCAUUCUCAUCCCGCGGUCCUGGCACUUUCAGCCCUGGUGUGCUAAAGCCAGAUAUAUUAGCACCUGGGCUCAAUGUCAUUGCCGCAUGGCCACCACUCACCAUGCUUGGAUCUGGGCCAUUCCACAUUAAAUCCGGGACGUCCAUGUCGACUCCACAUGUCAGUGGCGUUGCUGCACUUGUCAAGAGCUCCCAUCCUGACUGGUCUGCUGCUGCUAUCAAGUCAGCCAUCCUCACCACAGCUGACAUCACGGACAGCACUGGUGGCCCAAUCUUGGACGAGCAGCAUCAGAGGGCAACCGCGUAUGCCAUGGGUGCUGGCCAUGUCAAUCCUAUAAAAGCUAUCGAUCCGGGCCUUGUGUAUGACCUUAGCAUUACCGAAUAUGCCGGCUACAUAUGUGCUCUUCUUGGUGAUCAAGGCCUGGCAGUCAUUGUGCAGGACCCGAUGUUGUCCUGCAAAAUGCUUCCCAAGAUACCAGAAGCACAGCUCAACUACCCUACCAUAACGGUGCCACUCAAGAAAAAGCCAUUCACAGUGAACAGAACUGUGACAAAUGUGGGGCCAGCGAAUUCCAUAUACGCACUGAAGAUGGAGGUUCCCAAGUCUCUUAUAGUGCGAGUCUACCCAGAGAUGCUGGUGUUCUCCAAGGCUGGAGAAAAGAUAACUUACAGCAUGACGGUAAGCAGGCAUCGCAAUGGCAGGGAAAAGUCUCUGGAGGGAAGUAUCAGCUGGUUGUCCAGCAAACAUGUCGUGCGUAGUCCAAUUGUCGCUGUGGCUGGUCUAGUCUCUCCACUGCUGUAAUCUGGAAGAGUAUCACAUAUCUACUCCCAUCCAUAAGUUAUGUUAUAUAGAUCAAUGACUCUCUUAACUAGUAGGGUUUCCAUGUCUGUAAAAUAAUUUAAGUUUGGACAUGUAACAUCCAUGUAGCAUCCAUUCUUAUAUAACUCUAUUACUUCGAAAAUAUAAAUGAUUUGGUA